AGCUUCUCGCCGUCGGCCCUUUGGAGACGUGCAGCGUUCUUCUGAGGUCUCCGUGUUCCUCGGGGCUCUGAAGCUGAUCGUGUGGAGCACCAUGAACCUGUGGCUCAGCCUUCAUCUCCUGCUAGCCGGGCUGCUUCUGAGCGGCUCGGCGCCGAUCCCUGAGGAGUGCCAGCCUCUGAUCACCCCUCUGUCGCUGGAGGACCCCGCCAUGAUGUUCGGCAGGACGAACCUGAUCCUGGGUUACACCGACAAUGAAAAGUUCACCCACAUGCUGAGGAUGACCCAGAGCAUGUGGAUGACCAUCAGCCCCUCACCAUCCAGCCCGAAUACUCAGAUCUUGUAUCAGCACAACAAGAUAAAUGGAACCUGUUUGCUGUCAAAGGUCAACCUAACCACUGACGGCAGCACGGGAACCGCUUCAUACCUCAACAUGACCUCGGAGGUCCAUAUGCUACCUGGGCUCGAAGGCUUUCUUGUCUUCAGCAUUCAAUACAGCAUCGGAAACCUGGACAAGAUGAGGAGCAUAAUGAACAUCGUCAGCGACACCGAAGCGGAGGACCUGAAGGUCCAUGCUCUGUAUCUGAUGGCAAGAGAAACCACUCUGAAGGACUCCGACCGGGAACAUUUCAGGAAGCAGGCGAGCUGCUUCGGCUUCUCCAGAGAACCAGACUUUACCUACGACCCCGUUCACGCUUUCUGCGCCGAAGGAGAGGGGCAUAUGAUAUUAAUAUGAACUAAAUAAAGAAAAGUGGCUCAAAACUU
Molecule: messenger RNA, 762 nt
Organism: Pungitius pungitius (ninespine stickleback)
Lineage: Eukaryota; Metazoa; Chordata; Actinopteri; Perciformes; Gasterosteidae
Exons: 6
Coding region: 92-733 (213 amino acids)
Source: RefSeq, a predicted model, not a curated record